Messenger RNA from Dioscorea cayenensis subsp. rotundata (Guinea yam), 2932 nucleotides. Its product is annotated as U-box domain-containing protein 33-like. The coding region runs from base 57 to 2726 and encodes 889 amino acids. The transcript has 9 exons. Gene Ontology annotation, biological process: protein phosphorylation; protein ubiquitination. NCBI's taxonomy places the organism in Eukaryota, Viridiplantae, Streptophyta, Magnoliopsida, Dioscoreales, Dioscoreaceae. Gene Ontology annotation, molecular function: ATP binding; protein kinase activity; ubiquitin-protein transferase activity. The record is from RefSeq and is a predicted model, not a curated record.
AGAAAAAACCUCGAAAAACGCGAAGGUUCCGAGAGCUCGAGGUCGAGAGGGCUUCAAUGGAAAGCUUCAGCGCUCGCCGGAGAGCACCAGCGGCUGUGGAAAUCGAGGAGGUGACUGUGGUUGGACAAGGAGGAGACGAGGCGGUGGAGAAGAAGGUGUUUGUUGCCGUGGAGAAGGAGCUGAAGCAGGGUAAGUAUAAACUCCAAUGGGCGAUCCAGAACUUCUCGGCAGAGGUGGUGAUUGUGCUCGUUCAUGUACAUCGGCCCCCGCAGUGGAUUCCGAUCAUGGGGGCAAUGUUUCCUGUAAGUCAGCUAAAAGAGCAGCAAGUUAGAGCUUAUAGACAACUUGAAAGGGAGAAGACGAAUGAAAGUUUAGAUGAAUACAUGCAAGUAUGCCAACAGCUAAAGGUACGAGCUGAAAAGCUUGUGAUUGAGAUGGAUGAUAUUGGGAAGGGGCUGGUCGAGGUUGUUCGUCAACAUAGGGUCACUAAUCUUGUCAUGGGAGCUGCAGCUGACAAGCACUACUCAAAGAAAUUGAAGGCGCUAAGGUCAAAGACUGCAAUUCGUGUAAAACAAGAAGCUCAUCCAACGUGCAUGAUAUGGUUUGUCUGCAAAGGAAAUCUGAUCUACACAAGGGAAGGCAGUGGUGAUGGAUUUGGUAUAGCAGAGUCACCCAUGUCCAGGCCAGUCAACAAAGCAUACCAGCAAUUGAGCUCUUUACCUCAAGGACCAGGUGAAUCAGUUGCCUGGUUUGCUAAUCCUACGAAAGAGCUCUUUGGCCACAGGCCAAGCUCUGGGGAUUUGUAUUCAGGAGGGGAAACCUUUUCAGCAUCGCCCUGUUUGUCCCCCACUCAGAUAUCUGUGACAUUGAGCAUGGAAAGAACUGAGGGCGGGAAGAUAGAUCCUUGGGAAACAAAAUCUAGGAGGGGUUCAACAAAUUCUCAGGGUUCAUCAUCGUCGACGAGUGAUGAAGUGCUUUGCAACCCGGAUUCAUUGUUGCCAUUUAAUGAGGAAGAUAAUGAAGAUGGAUCAUUGGUGCUCCAAUCAGUGCCUGAAUCUGAUGAGGAUCUUCAGUUCUUUUCUGCAUCUAAUGAACUGGAAGAUGAGGUGGCAAGUGCUGAAGUAUAUGAUAAACUUCAACGGGUUCUAAGGGAGGCAGAGAACUCAGAACGCGAGGCAUAUAAUGAGCGAUGCAGACGUCGGAAAGCCGAAGUAGAAGUGGGUCAUGCUGUUAGACUAGCCAAAUCAUCAGAGCUCCUUUAUGCUAGGGAAGUGAGGAGAAAGAUAGAAAUUGAGGAAGAAUUGGAUAGAAUACAUCUGGAAUUUGGAACAUUCAAGAAUCAACAAGAUGUGAUCUGUGAAGAACUCCAGAAGCUAAAUGAGCAGAAUUCAGCGUUGGAACUCCAGGUUGUUGACACAGAUGACAUAGUCAAGAAUAUUGAAGGGAAGCUAUCGGUGAUCCAAUACUCUCUCCACUCACUCCAUGAAAAUAACAAAGUGCUACAAGGAGAACGAGAUAAUGUAGUCAGGAAAGUUAGAGAGUUACGCAGAAAGAAUGAACAGAAAUUGAUCUCUGAUGGAGCUGUAAAUUUUCCAUAUUUUUCAUGCUUGGAACUUCAAGAAGCAACUAGAGAUUUUGACGUUGCUCUAAAGGUUGGAGAAGAUGAAUUUGAAAAUGUUUACAAGGGUUGGCUUCGGAACGCAGCAGUAAUAAUAAAAAUAUUGAAUCCUCAAGGCACAGAAGUACUUCCAGAUUUUCUCAGAGAGUUGAAUGUUCUUUGUAGGCUGAGGCACCCAAACAUUGUGGCUCUACUUGGUGCAUGUCCAGAAGCCUUCACUCUUGUAUACGAGUUCCUUCCUAAUGGAAGUCUUGAAGAUCGUCUUGUCUCGAAGAGAAACACUCCUUUCACGUGGCAAGCUCGCACACGCAUUGCCACCGAGAUUUGUUCAGCGCUCAUAUUCCUCCACUCAAGUAAACCCUACCCCGUGGUCCAUGGUGACCUCAAACCUAGUAACAUCCUUCUUGAUGCCAACUAUGUGAGCAAACUCAGUGACACUUGCAUCUCCCACCUUGUUGGCAAUUAUGUCACUGCAAACAGCACCAUCAAUACCAGAAUAUACAGCCAUAGUCAUCUCAAGGACACAUUUACUUACAUGGACCCAGUGUUCCUUGCCACUGGGGAGCUCACGCCGUUAUCUGAUGUCUACUCAUUUGGUGUCAUAUUGCUACAUCUCCUGACAGGAAGACGAAUGCUCGGAAUUGUUAGAGAAGUGCAAGAGGCAUUAGAGAAAGGUUUCCUGCAUGAGAUUAUAGACCCUUCAGCAGGCAACUGGCCUUUUUCUCAUGCCAAACAAUUGGCACAAAUUGGUUUGAAAUGCUGUGAGAUGAACCUAAAGAACCGUCCAGAUCUAGCUAGUGAAGUCUGGAGUUCGCUUAAUAUGAUGAUGAAGCCUUCCCUAAUGACUGUUCCAUCACUUUCAUUUUUGUCAGAUUCAGAGGACAUUCAGAUACCGAGCUACUUUAUCUGUCCAAUUCUUCAGGACGUCAUGAAAGAUCCGCGUAUCGCAGCUGAUGGUUUUACUUAUGAAGCCAAGGCUCUUAACGGUUGGUUCAACAGCGGCCACGAUACAUCGCCGAUGACCAAUCUGAAACUCCCUCACUGCAAUCUCAUCCCAAAUCAUGCUCUCCGAUUAGCAAUACGAGAAUGGUUACAGCAGCAGGCAUGAUCUAUGUAUGUAUAUUAUUCUUCAUACUUCACUUCCGAAGUUCAAAUUUUGUCUACUUUGUUUAGGUGAUGUAAUUUCUAUAGUCCUUCCUGCAAUCUGUAAAUAGAGCUUGUUCACAAUGUUAGCAAGUCCAAUGUGUACAUUAUCAACUUAAUUCCCUUACAUAGGACUAAUUCCAAUUUUCACCUGAGUUAUCAAGGAAAGAA